Molecule: messenger RNA, 2375 nt
Organism: Parus major (Great Tit)
Lineage: Eukaryota; Metazoa; Chordata; Aves; Passeriformes; Paridae
Gene: SLC25A20
Product: solute carrier family 25 member 20
Exons: 9
Coding region: 257-1162 (301 amino acids)
Biological process (GO): mitochondrial transport; positive regulation of neuron projection development; carnitine transmembrane transport
Cellular component (GO): mitochondrial envelope
Molecular function (GO): low-density lipoprotein particle binding; O-acyl-L-carnitine transmembrane transporter activity
Source: RefSeq, a predicted model, not a curated record
CACUGCGGAUGUGCGGGGGGAAGCGGCCCCGCGCCCUCAGGAGCGGCCCCCGGGCCGGCCUCGACCGGUGACAGCACCCAGUGGCCGCGCGCGGUGGCAGCGCCGGGAGCGGCCCCUCACACCGCCGCGGUCCCGGCCCGCCCCGCGCCCGCCUCCCGGCGUGCCCCGCACUGGGCUAAAGGUCGCGGCGCGGAGGGGGCGGCAUUGGCUCGGCAGGGACGCAGCGCCCCGACCCCGGUUCUCACCCGCCGCCGCCAUGGCGAAGCAGCCGCAGCCCAUCAGCCCUUUGAAGAACUUCUUCGCUGGCGGUUUCGGGGGCGUCUGCCUGGUGUUCGUGGGGCACCCGCUGGACACCAUCAAGGUCAGACUGCAAACCCAGCCUAAGCCACAGCCUGGCCAGGCCCCUCUCUAUUCUGGGACCUUUGACUGCUUCAGAAAGACUCUUGUUGGAGAGGGCGUCCGAGGCUUAUAUAGAGGAAUGGCAGCUCCUAUCAUUGGAGUGACACCCAUGUUUGCUGUGUGCUUCUUUGGAUUUGGCUUGGGAAAAAGACUCCAGCAGAGAAAACCUGACGAUGUUUUGACAUAUCCUCAGCUGUUUGCUGCUGGCAUGUUGUCAGGAGUGUUCACAACAGUAAUCAUGGCUCCAGGAGAGAGAAUCAAGUGCCUUUUACAGAUCCAGGCAGCUACAGGUGAAACCAAGUACAGUGGCUCCCUGGACUGUGCCAAGCAGCUGUACCGCGAGGCCGGGAUCCGGGGCGUGUACAAGGGAACGGUGCUGACCCUCAUGAGAGACGUCCCAGCCAGUGGAAUGUACUUCAUGACGUACGAGUGGUUGAAGAACAUUCUGACCCCUGAGGGAAAGAGUGUGAGUGACCUCAGUGUGCCUAGGAUCCUCUUUGCUGGGGGCCUGGCUGGGAUCUUCAACUGGGCAGUUGCCAUUCCACCAGACGUGCUGAAAUCACGUUUCCAGACUGCUCCUGCAGGAAAAUACCCAAAUGGCUUUAGAGAUGUGCUGAGGGAACUCAUCAGAGAGGAAGGAGUUGCAUCUCUGUACAAGGGGUUCACAGCUGUGAUGAUCAGGGCCUUUCCUGCUAACGCGGCAUGUUUUCUUGGUUUUGAAGUUGCUAUGAAGUUUCUUAACUGGGUUGCACCUGGUCUAUGAAGACAAGGAAGCCUGGAAACUAGAGAGAAGGAAGAGUGCAAGUCUGCCUCAAAGGAAUAAAUGAAUUAUCACUUAAUAUUUCAGGAAUGAUUGUUUGCCUAAUACCUUUCUGCCUUUCUCACAUUCUUUAGGUGGUGCUAUAUGCCAGUCAGAAAUGCAAGCUGUAACUCUGACAGAGUUGGUGAGGAGUUAGGGGUGACAAAUCUUCUGAGCCAACCAUAGCAGUGACACUGCUAACACACAACUGUCACUAUCACGUGUGCUACCUUAAGUACUUCCUCAUGGAAGAAGGGGACACAUCUUAAAAUGUAAUUCUUUAUUUACUGAAGAAACAUGUAGCUAUUAACGCUGAAAAACUUCCAUAAAAUAUUUUUUUGGCAGCAUGUACUUAACUCUCAGGGCAUAAGUCAGCAGCUGCACAUGGUUGUGUCUGCAAGAAAUGUCAGACAAUGUUCUCAUCCUGUAGUUUUUCAGUUGUGGCUGUUUCUGUGUUAACACUGGUUUUAAUCCUGUGCAUGUACAGCAGAAAACACAACUCAGCAGGGGUGGCCAGAGCUAUGUCUCAGUGUGUUGAGGAGUGUUGCAGGUACCAUAUCAGGUCCUGCACACUCAUCUUUUCUGUGGAACUAGGACACAAAAUGCAUUAUGUUUAACAUUUGUGCUAAGCUUUACUGAGGGAGCCAGUGGGGAAAUGUGUUUGAUUAACCUGAACUUUUCUCUCAAAUCCUUUCUGUCCCACUGAAAAGAGCCCAAAUGUGAUUUCAAAAGUACAGCACAGCUCGUAGCAAUCUGUGAUAUAUUUGAUUCAUCAAAUAUUAUGUCCUGGGAUUCAAUCCCUGACACUGAUGUGAGAAAAUUUAACAGCACUUCCAAGAACUGAAUUUCUCUGACGUGAGGGGGACACCUAAAGAGGACACUGGCUCCGCAGUCUUGUCUAAUUUUAUUCUUUCUCCUGUUCCUUGGUUUUCUCUUACUAUUAUUGAACAUAAUCGCAUUUUCAUUUGAGAAGUGACUAAUACUGAGAAGCAAAAAGCAGAUUUUGUUUGUGAUGCAGUGUUACUGGAACAAUAAAAUGAGGUGCUGCUUGGCUAGAAUCUGUGCCUUGGUUCAUUUACUUUUUGCAUGAUCAUGCAUGCUUAGUUUUGCAAAAGUUUUCCAAUUCUUAAUUCUGAGAUUGAUUUGGAAAUAAACUGUGCUGUGGUGUCUUUGCUAA